This is a messenger RNA of Nylanderia fulva, 5351 nucleotides long. It is a transcript of the gene Ac13E, whose product is annotated as Adenylyl cyclase 13E. NCBI's taxonomy places the organism in Eukaryota, Metazoa, Arthropoda, Insecta, Hymenoptera, Formicidae. Gene Ontology annotation, biological process: adenylate cyclase-activating G protein-coupled receptor signaling pathway; cyclic nucleotide biosynthetic process; intracellular signal transduction. The record is from RefSeq and is a predicted model, not a curated record. Gene Ontology annotation, molecular function: adenylate cyclase activity. Gene Ontology annotation, cellular component: plasma membrane.
CUCGGGGAGGGGAGGUGGCGCUGUCAUCGCGGCCGUCGUCGUCUCUGUUGAUGGAUUCAAGAUGGCUGCGGAACAUCGUAGCGGAGAAUAUUUUAGCAGUCUCGACGAAAACGCGUAAUUUUUUACACCCGUGACGAUUCGUUUAUUGCGUCGGCCGCGUAUCUCAGCGUCGACCUCGUCGAGGCAUCCUCGAGGUAUCCCACGACGAUCGCCCGAGGCAGAGCCGCGAAGAGAAAAAUGGCGCUCUGUGACACUAGCUGAUUCUCGCGAAAUCUACCUCCGAUGUCAUUAAGGAGGAUGAUUUCUCAAAUUUUCUGGCGUCUUCGCUUUUGAUCGAGGCAAAUCCAACUCUUGCGGUCAUCAAUAUGACUCCUCAAUUGAAUCGAAAACGUGGUUCGUCCGUCAGCUUUACCAGAGCAAGGGACGACAGCGAAGAUGCCGAGGACGAGAUUCACAUAUCUCUGGCGCCAUACAUACAGACAUACUUGGCGCACAGCAGUCAGGGAUUAGGAUGCUGCGGUAUCAAUCUACCUGUACCGUUCGAACGUGCAGCACCACGUUCGUGGUGGAAUCCUAGAUUCGAUUCUGAGAUCCUCGAGGAACAGUUUAGGAGAAGUGCCUUUCCUCAAAUUAGAUUAAGAUUUCGAUAUGCUCUCACGUAUAUCCUGCUGGUGUCCUUAUCGUGGCUGAUGUACUUUGUGAUAAUCGGAAUAGAGAAUGAUACAUCGAUAUCGGCAGCAAUAGCAGGUGUCUUUGGCAUCGUCGCCGCCCUGAUGUCGGCCGUACUUUAUUUAACAUAUAGGGAUUAUUACAGAUCCUACGUACUAACGACUUCCCUGGGAGUCGCGUCCACGCUCUGUUUCCUAUCCUUGCUCUUCCUCGCCAUGGUGCCGCCACACGUGGACGGACUGACCCUGGUCGGACAUUUUGCUCUGUGCUCAGAAAUUCUAUUGAUAAUUUAUACGGUGCUGCCGAUGCCGCUCUACGCCUGCGUGGGAAUAUCCACGCUCUACUCAUUGAUGUUUGAAAUCUUGACUGCCUAUCUGUACGGCUCGAAGGAUGCGCUACAGAGCGAACGGGUUGUACGAAAUAAUUCCUCAGGAUUGAAUAACACGACGGCGGAUAAAACGUUGGUACUUAUGCACUCAUCCCUAAAGGAUCCUCUAAUUGUUGCUGGUCUACAGAAUGUGAUACGUAAUAUUAGUGAUUUUACUACAGCAAUUAGCAGUACAGAGGCAACAUCGACGAUGCUACACGAAGAUAAUAAAGAUACGAUACAAAAUAUGGAUUCAGGAUUAUUCAAACCAGAAACGAUAGCUCAACUGUACAAUGCUUUAGCUAAGUCGAAUAUUUUGACGAGAUUAAAUUCCAGCAUCCCAUCCAUUAUUAGCUCAACUGUAAAUGCAUCGCCUAUAGAUAAUUAUACUAGCGAUAACAUGCUUGAUGCCACUGAUAUCGACUUUUCCACGAAUCUCGCGAUAAGGAUCUUGAUGCAGAUUUGCAUUCAUUUGAUAGGCAUGCAUAUCUUGAUAAUGACCUUCGUGAGAAUGCGCGGUACGUUUAUGAAGGUCGGUCAAUCUCUUCUGGUACGUCGACAAUUGGAAGUGGAGAAGCAACUGAAGGAGAAGAUGAUACACUCUGUGAUGCCGCCGAAGGUCGCGGACUGGCUCAUGGAGGAGAGCGAGCGCGAAAGAGAGCGAGAGGAUUCUCUGAAGAAGGGCUCGAUACCAUCUAAUAACACGGACAUCCGUUCCUUGUUUCGUCCGUUCAAUAUGCACUCUAUGGAAGACGUGAGUAUUCUGUUUGCCGAUAUCGUCGGAUUCACCAAGAUGAGCUCCAAUAAAACCGCGGAGGAACUCGUAGGCAUCCUCAACGAUUUGUUCGAACGUUUCGAUGAUCUCUGCGAGCAUCACGGAUGUGAGAAGAUCUCCACAUUGGGGGAUUGUUAUUAUUGCGUAAGCGGAUGUCCCGAACCGAGAUCCGAUCAUGCCAAAUGUUGCAUAGAAAUGGGACUAGCCAUGAUCGAAGCUAUAAAACAAUUUGAUGUUGAGAGACGGGAAGGUGUGAACAUGAGAGUGGGUGUGCACACAGGCACCGUACUCUGCGGACUUGUGGGCACCAAGAGAUUCAAAUUCGACGUCUGGUCAAAUGAUGUAACAUUGGCGAACAAGUUGGAAAGCACGGGAAAGCCCGGCCGUGUGCACUUGAGUGAAAAUACUUUGAGAUUUUUGGGAGACCAAUACAUUACAGAAAUUGGAGAAAUAGUAAACGGUGUUAAAACGUAUUUCAUCAGAGCCCGUAAAUCGGACUUUGUGAAUCAGUUUAUUACAAAUGUCACGUCACCCAAGAGUAUCUCGCCAUUGAUGCAAUCACGGAAUCGUCUAGCAUCGUGCAACAAUCAAGCCAAGCCGCGCCUUCAUUAUCUCCACAUGGUCACCAAUGCGAAUAGUUACAGAAUGAAGGCCAAUUCCUUGCCUAGCAUUUUGGAUUCUGAAAAUGACGGUGACGUCAUGGAUGACAAGGAAGAUUCGAACAAAAGUCCGACGUCUACCGCUAGUUAUGGCAAGAAAAAAGUGCGGAGUAAGCCGUGGAGGUAUUUACAGAGACAACGAACAACCGAGGAAAUGAUACCUUUGGAGAUAGAAGAGGGAAGAAAUAUCAUUAUAGAACAAGCAAAACUCGAUAUGCAGCCGUACGAGGAAUGCAAUGGAAUGCAAUGGAAUGGAUUUAGACGAAUCCCUCUGGGUAAUGGCGUUGAAAUGGAUCCAAAUCCUGUACCUUCUAGUCCUUUAUUAUCUGGUCAAGAGCCGAUUAGUCAUGCUUCUUCCAUUUGCAGUAGGAAAGACUCUGGUAUCAAGAGUAACAGCAGGCGAAGUAGUAUACAACAACAGUUGUUCCUAAUGAACGGCAUGGCCCAGGGUGAUUUAUUAGGACACAGGGUCAGCGGUUAUUAUACGUCUAGUUCAACAUUAAAUUCCACUCAUGAUCCUUCGUCAUCGGUGCCCCCUUAUCCGUUUCCCCCGAUGGUGACCGAUACAUUUGGCGCAUGCUUUCAUAAAUUACGCAAGCAAUCCGAUCUCCAAUUAAUUAGGUGCGUACAGGACAAUGUGACCUCUCAACGCUCGUACUUUGUUAAACCGCCGCUUUCGAGCGUCACUCUUUUCUUCAAGAACGAGGAAAUGGAGAGAGAAUAUCGAGAAAACGCGCACAAGGCCACUGAGGGUAUCGGCGAUAAUCCUCCGACCCUGGCUACUUCGAGAUUUAAUACGUAUUUCGACAUCUUGAUAUCCGCCCUAGUCUACACGGCUAUCACAAUCUCGCUUUUCCUUCUCUGCAAACCGACGAUUUAUUACAUGGUGUUCUCUGUACUCACCACCGCCGUUCAAGUUAUCGCGGUGUUACUCUGCAUUCGGCAGCUCUUUUAUCCGCACAUCGCUCAUACGACAUUCACGCAGAGUAUCUUCAAGUUCUUUUCCCGAUGGUAUCCCUGGCACGUGUGCGGCGCGGUUUUGGUCGGUCUACCGAUCAUCUCCAUCUUGCUUAAUUUCACGUGCAACAGCUACCGGAGUCUGAGCAACUUUGAAUAUUACUACAGCUAUCUAAUCUUUGUCGGGCUGGUCCACUUUUGCAAUUUCACGCAGCUCAACUGUUGGAUGAAGAAUCUACUGGUCACUCUCACCGGCGUGUUAUUCAUCUGUCUCGUGGUAAGUCACAUAUCUCCGUAUCACCAGGAGAAUCUCAAUAGUAUUAAUAGUAGUAGCAAUCCUGGCAACAGCUCGCAAUUAGCGACUUUGCAUUCGAAUUUUUUCAAAUCGCUCGCGAGCGAACAAAGCGAUCUGGAUAACUCGGGAAAUCUUCCGAACGCAACGAGAGAUUUUAUUGCCUCGACCGCUGCAAGAUUGUCGACCGCGAAACAUCCAGGACGACAAGAAACGUCUGCUACGACUCGAAGGGAAGCUUACACCGGGUACAACGAGAGAUUAUACAAUUCGGAAAUAUAUCUGGAUAUGGCGCUGCUGCUGCUGCUGGUCUGGUUCCUGAAUCGUGAGUUUGAGAUCAGUUACAGAUUGUGUUUUCACGGUAAUGCGGUCGCGGCGCGCGACAAGACGCGCGUGCAAUCGAUGAAGAAUCAAGCCGACUGGCUGCUGCACAAUAUCAUACCGAAAUACGUGGCCGAUCAGCUCAAGACCACCGCCAAGUAUUCACAGAAUCACAAAUCCGUGGGCAUCAUCUUCGCCAGCAUUGUCAACUUCAACGAGCUGUACGACGAGUCGUAUCUGGGCGGAAAGGAGUAUCUGCGAGUGCUCAACGAGCUUAUCGGCGACUUCGACGAGCUGCUGGAGAAAUCGGAGUACGCGAACGUGGAGAAGAUCAAGACGAUCGGCAGCACAUUUAUGGCUGCGAGCGGACUGAAUCCACAGGUGAGGCAGCAGAGCAAGCACGAAUACACGCAUCUGUUCCAGUUGGUCGACUUCGCUGUGGCGAUGCACAAGGUGAUAUACGAGUUCAAUCGGGAUCUGUUGGGUUUCAAGCUGAUCCUACGAGUCGGCUAUAAUUAUGGCGACGUCACAGCCGGCGUGAUCGGCGCGACAAAAUUGUAUUACGACAUCUGGGGCGACGCGGUCAAUAUCGCGUCGCGGAUGGACUCGACCGGAGUCGCCGGUAGGAUACAGAUGGCCAGCAAUUGUCUGGAUGUUCUAUCGGAGCGAUACGAAUUCGAGCCGCGCGGGCAGGUGUAUGUCAAGGGUAAGGAUAAUAUGGAUGUGUUUUUGCUGUUGGCGAAGAAGGAGAAUACUGAAGGUUGACGAUCAACGUUUAAUAAAAAGCUCCGUACGACCAUUAUAUAUCGAGAUGAUCCAACAUUACUUGUGGCCUGGAAAGAUCAUGACGUUUAGAAUAGGAUCUGGCUAUUUUUAGUAUCUGAACAUUUUUUAUAGCUUAAUAUUUUAUUGCGCUUGUUUUUCCGAGAGCACGCGAACUGAAUUGUACGAAUUAAAUUGCAUUCAUCUUUUCCGGUUUUUAUUUUCAAUUAUUCUUUUCAAACUUGAUGCGUUGUAAAUUUUUCUCUUGAUAUCUAGAUUUUCUUGUCCAGAUAGAAAUGUUCAAUAAAAUAUUUGAAAAUAAAAAAUGGAAGAAUUACGAAUGCAAUUCUAUUCAAUUUGUACACUAUACGAAAACUCAAAUUUUUUUAUGUAAAAUUGUGAAAGAUAUUAACGAUGGACAGAGCCAUUUUACUAACAACUGAUUAUGCUGAAAUAAUGAUUAGGGAGACGUGUAACGAAGUAGAUGGAGAAGAAAUCUGGAGAAAAAAGAUAUGUGCAUUAUAUGUAUGUGUGUAUACACACAUUUUU